ACGAAGUCACGCGCAAAAAUCUUUCUUAUAAAAGCAUGGAUUUUGGUUUGUUCUUCAGUUCCGAGAUCUACAAUUGUUAGAAGACCAUCGCAGUUCAUCACGUUCAGCCAAGCCAGUAAUUCAAAAAAGAUGUUUCGUUACCUACUAUUAGGUCUUAUUGUAGCUUCCGUUUCUGCCUGCUCUUUUUGGAAUAAUUACGAUGCAUUGUGGGAAAAUUAUAAGAAAGCCUUUAAUAAGACGUAUAAUUCGUCCGAAGAAGGUUUCAGGAAAAGACUUUGGGAAUUAAACAUUGCAGCCAUUCAAAAGCAUAACUUGGAAGCCGACUUGAAGUUGCACAGUUUCAAACUUGGAAUCAAUCACUUUUCUGACAGACUCAUGCAUGAAUACGUAUCCAUGAAUGGAUUGAAAACGGUUAACCGUCCCAACAACAAUACUUUCAGUUCUCAUUUCUUGGCUCCAGAAAAUGUGAAAUAUCCUAGCUCUGUUGAUUGGCGAAAGGAAGGAUUUGUAACCGAAGUUAAAAAUCAGAAAGACUGUGGAUCUUGUUGGGCUUUCUCUGCUACUGGAUCUUUAGAAGGACAGCACAAAAGAAAAACAGGAAAAUUGGUAUCUCUUAGUGAACAAAAUCUUAUUGAUUGCUCUACAAAAGAGGAAGGCAACGAGGGCUGUAAUGGUGGAAUGAUAGAUUCUGCUUUUGAUUACAUUAAGAAGCAUGGCAUUGAUACCGAGGAAUCCUACCCUUAUAUUGCAAAGGAGCAAAAGUGUCACUUUAGACAGCAAAAUGUUGGCGCCACUAUGACAGGCUAUGUUGAUAUUCCUGAAAACGACGAAGAAGCACUCAAAAAAGCCGUCGCCACUGUAGGACCUGUGUCAGUUGCUAUUAACGCUAAAGGAUCUGGAUUUAUGUUUUAUAGGAGUGGUAUAUAUGACGUUAGCCAAUGCGACCCACAGAACUUGAACCAUGGAGUUUUAGUUGUUGGAUACGGAACUGAAAAUGGAAAAGAUUACUGGAUCGUGAAAAACAGUUGGGGAACUGGCUGGGGUGAGGAUGGUUAUGUAAAAAUGGCAAGAAACAAGAAUAUGUGUGGAAUCAGCUCUUUAGCCAGCUUUCCUUUGGUUUAAAAUUCUGGAACAACAGUUCUCGCAUUUAAUUUUAAAAAGAAAAAAAAAAUCCCUUUUAUUUUUUAUAGUUAUUUUCUCCAACAAUGUUUUGAAUUUGUGCCGUUUGUGUAUAUGAACAGUAGGCUUUAGACAUUUCUUUUAAAAUAUCAUUUCAGAAUGUGCAAAAGAACACCCUAAAAUGUAUCUACUUUCUAACUCAGUAUUUGCCUCUUAAAUCUUUUUAUUCCUUAGAAUUUCUGUAAUAUUCACAUUUUCUAAUAUACUUUAAAUUUAGCGAGAUAUAAAGGAUAUCUAAGAAUUUCCCUCGGUGUCUAAUCGAAUUUUUAACAUUGGAGCAGAAACUCAUGAGAUGGAAUCAAAGAAGGAAAAUCAAGUUUUGAAAAUUUUAUUUAUAUAUUUUUUAAAACUCGAUUUUUCUAGUAACAAGUUUACAAUUGAAUGAUUGAGUAACAGUAAUAGUAAUCGAAUACUCUUUUAAUACCCCUUAAUUCAAAGUUCACAAUUUACCAACAUUUUUACAUUUUUCUAUGUAUUGGCAAUAAUAAAUUACUAAAACUGGCAAUAAUAAAUAUAUAAUCUAAGAAUGUCAGAUUUGAAAAAAAAAAAAAAAAGAA
Argiope bruennichi is the source of this 1736-nucleotide messenger RNA. RefSeq names its product procathepsin L-like. Gene Ontology annotation, cellular component: lysosome. Gene Ontology annotation, biological process: immune response. The transcript is spliced from 9 exons. The record is from RefSeq and is a predicted model, not a curated record. Lineage: Eukaryota; Metazoa; Arthropoda; Arachnida; Araneae; Araneidae. The coding region runs from base 130 to 1122 and encodes 330 amino acids. Gene Ontology annotation, molecular function: cysteine-type endopeptidase activity.